AUGUCAUCCCCACCACGAACCCUGUCCACCUCGUCCCCGGCCCCGGCGCCAGCCCAAGGCGCCGCAGCAGCAGCAGGGCCCGGCCCAGCAACCCCCGACAUCCCCGAGCCGGACCGGGACCGGUCCCCCUCGCCCGACCUGCCCUUGACGAUGACGGCCUCCCUGGUGCUGACGAACCUCCCGCGCGACGCGGCGGCGGCGCUGGCCGAGGUGGGCACGACUUUCGCGCAGGAGAAGGUCAUCGUGCGGUUCAAGCCCGUGGGCGGGUCGGCGCCGCCGAUGCCGCCGCGGCGCGAGCGCAGCACCAUCAGCGCGACGAGCAGGUUCGAGGCUGUUGUUGCGUACCUGCGGCGCACGCUCAAGGUCGCUGAGUCGGAUAGUUUGUUUCUUUAUGUCAACUCUACGUUUGCGCCGGCGCUGGAUGAGGUUGUUGGGAACCUGUGGCGGUGCUUCAAGGACUCGAAUGACCAGCUCAACGUUGGAUACUCGAUGACGCCGGCGUUUGGAUGA
Molecule: messenger RNA, 510 nt
Organism: Diaporthe citri
Lineage: Eukaryota; Fungi; Ascomycota; Sordariomycetes; Diaporthales; Diaporthaceae
Exons: 2
Coding region: 1-510 (169 amino acids)
Biological process (GO): nucleophagy; autophagosome assembly; C-terminal protein lipidation
Cellular component (GO): phagophore assembly site membrane; Atg12-Atg5-Atg16 complex; cytoplasm
Source: RefSeq, a predicted model, not a curated record